GUGCUGGGAUUAUAGGUGUGAGCCAGCGUGUCCAGCCCAUAGGUCUUUAUUUCCUGUGCAAGUCUCCCAAACCAGAUGUCCCCUGUCCCUCUGAGAUGAGGCACCUUUGGUGAAAAGUGGAUGUUUUUAGAUAGAGGUAGAGCAUGUCUAAGAGUCCAGACCUUUAAAUUAUCUUGAGAACACUUUGGUUGUAUCUCCAGAAAUGAUCACUGCCAUAGUCUGCCAUGGUGACAAGCGGUUCAAAGGGUGUUGAGAAAACUAUUUGUGUCCCAGAUGCAGAGGAGAGGAGAAGCCCUGAGACAUGUAAAUUAGACCUACUGGACGGGCCUUUAGGAGCAAAAAAGCUGUAUGCGUGUGAGGGGAGAAUGUGGCAUGAGACAGUUUUUCUUCUGGACACAAGGAACCCUGUUCUGGUGAGCAUCCUGCUCUGCUCCAAGGACCUGCAUUUCAACUUGCCAGAGGGUUUUUAGCAUGACCUGGCCCCAUGAAUGUCCAGUGACAGUAAAGAUAUCCCUAGAUAAACAUUUCUUUUUUUUUCUCUCCACCAGGGCCCUGUCCAUGCUAACUUUUUUUUAAACUUUUCAAACCAAUUGAUGGUAAAGCAUACAUCAAGUCUUACUCAGUUUAAUGGACACUUAGCGGGUGCCUACUAUGUGUAAGGCCCUGUGGAUGCAAAGCUGAAGAAUACACAGAGAUCUCUGCAGAAAGACUAGGGGGGCUUCUGUAGCACCUCCAUUCUCAGCCACCCAAUCCUACCCAACCACAGUAUCUCUUGGGAGCAGAUGCUGCUGAUGUGGGCAAAGCAGAGUUAGCAAAGGCAUGACUUGUCACACACCACUGCCACAAUCUGUGGCUGUAAGGGGGCCUCAGCGACCUUUUGGGCCUGGGCUGUUUGGUUCAGCUUCCUCUUCUGAGACCCCAUCUCUUAGCUGCAUAUUAUGCUAGCAGGACCCAGGGAGAUUUAUUUGGUGACCUUUCUGGAUGCAGAAUCCAAGCAGGGGGAGGGAGAAAAUCAGCUCCGAAGCGGUUAAUUUUACUGGCUCCUAAAUUGAUAAGCGGUGGUACGUCAGUCUGAAAUGAACUCGCCUUGUUCGACGGGGUUCUAAGACAGCGGAACUCAAUCAACAGCAGGCCGCACGGUUCAAGGCUGCAAUUCAUCCCGCCGUGCCUCUGAAAAAUGGGAGGUGACAGUUCAUUUUGCCAGUGACAGUCUGUCGGUCUCGCUCGCUGCUUCUCCUGUCGAUUGCCUGGCUGAGGUGAAGUGCAGCUCAGAGACACCCUCGUUUGGUAUUCUACUCAGCUGAGCAGGAUGGUCCCAGGACCCAAGAACACUAUACUGGAAAAGUAAAAGAAUCAGAGAAGCAGGAUAACUGGCAACUGAAGUCGGCCAGCAUCUCAUGUGAAUUAGAAAUGGAAUCACAGGGUGCUAGCAUCCAAGUGACCAAAGAAACUCUUUGCUGAGGUGGCAUGGAGUUUAAGGAAAGAGAUGCUGAAGAGUUUCUGGCAGAAGGUUUGCGGAAUGAGAACCUCAGCGCUGUUGCAAGGGAUCACAGAGACCAUAUUCUACGGGGCUUUCAGCAAAUCAAAGCCAGGUACUAUUGGGAUUUUCAGCCCCAAGGAGGAGACUUUGGACAGGACAGCUCUGAUGAUAAUCACAGUGGGACACUUGGCUUGUCCCUCACAUCCGAUGCACACUUUUUGUCAGAUUAUCAGGACGAGGGAAUGGAAGACAUCGUAAAAGGAGCUCAAGAACUUGAUAACAUAAUCAAGCAAGGAUACUUGGAGAAGAAAAGCAAAGAUCAUAGUUUCUUUGGAUCGGAGUGGCAGAAGCGAUGGUGUGUUGUCAGCAGAGGUCUCUUCUACUACUAUGCUAAUGAGAAGAGCAAGCAGCCCAAAGGGACCUUCCUCAUUAAGGGCUACAGUGUUCGGAUGGCCCCCCACCUGCGAAGAGAUUCCAAGAAAGAAUCCUGCUUUGAACUGACCUCCCAGGAUAGGCGCAGCUAUGAGUUUACAGCUACUAGUCCAGCAGAAGCCAGAGACUGGGUGGAUCAAAUAAGUUUCUUGUUAAAAGAUCUGAGCUCCUUAACCAUUCCAUAUGAAGAGGACGAGGAGGAAGAAGAAAAAGAAGAGACAUAUGAUGAUAUUGAUGGUUUUGACUCCCCAAGUUCUGGUUCCCAGUGCAGACCCACUAUCUUGCCUGGGAGUGUGGGGAUAAAAGAGCCUACAGAGGAGAAAGAAGAAGAAGAUAUUUAUGAAGUCUUGCCAGAUGAAGAGCAUGAUCUAGAAGAGGAUGAGAGUGGCACUCGACGAAAAGGAGCAGACUAUGCCAGUUACUACCAGGGCCUAUGGGAUUGCCAUGGUGACCAGCCAGAUGAACUGUCCUUCCAACGGGGUGACCUCAUCCACAUUCUGAGCAAGGAGUAUAACAUGUAUGGCUGGUGGGUGGGAGAACUGAACAGCCUCAUUGGGAUUGUUCCGAAGGAGUAUCUCACCACUGCCUUUGAAGUGGAAGAAAGAUGAAACCCAGGAAACAUAUUCUUCCCCUCUACUGCCUUUAUGAGGAAACUGAUCAUCAAAAGUUCCCACUCCCUAUUUCUGCCACCCCACCAAUGCCUUGGACUCCUCCCUUUGCUGAAGAGACCCAAGUCUCUGACACCUCAGAGUGACUGUAAGCUACCAGAAAGACAAGUGGGAAGAGGUACAUUCAUCAAACCUGUUACUAAACCAGCCUAGUCAUAGCUCAUCCCCAUCUCUAAAUGUGUCCACACAUCCACAUCUGCCUUUUCCACAAGCUUUUCACAAAGAAGGUGAGAGAGAAGGAAACCUUGGGAGGAGGACAUUGCUGGUUGUUCUGGCUGGUUUGAAAAGCACAAAUAAACCUGAGAUGUGUUUCCUUGUCA
Molecule: messenger RNA, 2900 nt
Organism: Chlorocebus sabaeus (green monkey)
Lineage: Eukaryota; Metazoa; Chordata; Mammalia; Primates; Cercopithecidae
Gene: SKAP1
Product: src kinase associated phosphoprotein 1
Cellular component (GO): cytoplasm; plasma membrane
Molecular function (GO): protein binding
Source: RefSeq, a predicted model, not a curated record